Messenger RNA from Monodelphis domestica (gray short-tailed opossum), 1090 nucleotides. The record is from RefSeq and is a predicted model, not a curated record. NCBI's taxonomy places the organism in Eukaryota, Metazoa, Chordata, Mammalia, Didelphimorphia, Didelphidae.
AUGCUGGGGCCAUUCCGGGGCGGGCGGGCCGGACUGCUCGCGCCAUUUAUAGGCUCAGGCCGGCCCGCCCCGCCCUGCUCCGGGCCUGCCCCCUCGCCAGCACCCUGCCGCCUUUUGUUCUCCCUGGUCGACCCCAGGGCCAGCGGAGGGGGUAGUCACGUGGCCCCCCAGGGGAUGCCCCUGUCUUCCGGCCCACUCCCAGGCUCCCCUCCGCAGAGGAGGAAACUGAGGCAAACUGGGACAAGUGGGGGGGUAGGCGGGUCCCCACUCCAGGCCCUCCCACAGCGUCCCCCAGCCGCCUUCCUGAGAUCCCAGUUUCUGUUUCUGUGGGGGAGGGGGCACUACAGGACAGCCACUUGCACAGGCAUCUGCAGCUGGGCUAGGCUGGGGAGAGCAAAGCCCGCCCUGGAAUCGCCCGUGCUUCCAGCUUCCUGGAAGGUGUGCCAAGCGGGCCCAGUGCGGGGGCUCGAGGAGAGUGAGCAGAAGCCACCAGGGUGGAGCCUGCCCCCCCCCACUAGGCUCCCCCCUGAGAGCAGAGCCGUGCUGGGCUUCCCUCGGGGCCAUUGUGGAGGGAUUCACUGGUCCCCAGGGCCCUGGGAGGUGGCCACACCCCAUGGGUGCCUCCAGCAUGUCCCUAGACCUGCAGGGCCGGGGGCCUGGAAGCAGCGGGAGGAAGGGCAGCUCCAGGGUCCUGCCCUGUCUCCCAUCUCUCCAUGGAGAGGACACAGGGAUGCAUUCUGUAGAAAUCUGCUUAUGAACACCUAUCUGCAGGCCUGCCCCCAGGCACAGCUUUCCUGCCAGCUCUUCCUACUGGCCUGCCCUGUCAGUACUCGUCUGGAGAGGGCCAACCACGCUCUGGACUGGGCUGGACCCAACUGGCAAUCCGGGGAGGAAGCUGAAAAUGAAUGGUUGGAUGAUAGUCGGGUGAAAGGGUGUGGUCGCCAAUGUUCACAAAUCCAGGGAAGCUAGUCUCUCCAAAAACUAGGAAAGGAGUCAGCCUUUCACUCACCCAAGGAAGUAGUCCAGGAGUCAGAGUCCAAGUUGAAGCCGAGCUCCAAGCCACUAUCUCCAGCAAAGCUCCCUCAAAGAC